CAAAAAUCGUCUGGUCAGCGACACCGUAGCGACCUUCUCGCCCAAAUCGGCUCCCUGAAAUUCCCUCCAAUUACACCACCCCCUCCCAAACCCUAAUCCCCAAUUUCUCAUCUCACUCCUCCCUUUUUCUCAUACAUAAACUAAUCGCCUCGUUUUUCUGCCCUAAUCUUGUUCGAAUUCAACCUAUAAUCCAUCCCCGAUUCAGCUUCACUUCUCUUUGCAGCGAAUUUCGUUGCUUUAGUUGGUUGAUCGCGCUUCGGAUUCAGCUGCGGCACCAAUUCAAGUCUGGUAUUUGUGAUGAUCCAAAGACGUUAAGAGUUUGUUGAUAGAGAGUAAUGGGUAGCAGCGAGAUGGAUAAACCAGCUAAAGAAAAAGAGAAGGAGUCGAAGCCGACGCCUCCUGCUACUACUACUCAGGAGCAGCAGUCUGCUACCACUAGCGCUGGAACUGUCAAUCCUGAUUGGUCGGGAUUUCAGGCAUAUUCUCCUAUGCCUCCACAUGGGUUUAUGACAUCAAAUCCCCAAGCUCACCCUCACCCUCACCCAUAUAUGUGGGGAGUUCAGCAUAUUAUGCCUCCAUACGGUACUCCUCCCCACCCAUAUGUUGCGAUGUAUCCCCAUGGCGGUUUAUAUGCUCACCCAACCAUGCCUCCAGGAUCUUACCCUUUCAGCCCUUUUGCUAUGCCCUCGCCAAAUGGGAUUGUCGAGGCUUCUGGUAACACACCUGGCACCAUAGAAGGAGAUGGAAAGCCAUCUGAGGGUAAGGAUAAGUUACCGAUCAAAAGAUCAAAAGGAAGCCUUGGAAGUUUAAACAUGAUUACCGGAAAGAAUAAUGAGCUUGCUAAACCAUCAGGAGCCUCGGCUAAUGGAGUUUAUUCCAAGAGUGCUGAGAGUGGCAGCGAAGGCACAAGUGAAGGAAGCGAUGCAAAUUCUCAGAGUGACUCACAACUGAAGUCAGGAGGAAGGGGAGAUUCAUUGGAAGGUGAUGCAUCUCAGAAUGGUGGUUCUGCACAUAAUUCUCAGAAUGGAACACCAAAUUCUCACACAGUGUUAAACCCCGCAAUAGCAAUGGUGCCAAUUACAGCUGCUGGUGCUCCAGGUGCUGUUUCUGGUCCUGCAACAAACCUAAAUAUCGGGAUGGACUAUUGGGGUGCCCCAUCUUCUGCCAUGCCUGCAAUCCGUGGGAAAGUUCCCACUACUCCAGUUGCUGGAGGGCUUGUUACUCCAGGAUCUCGGGAUGGUGCUCAGUCACAGCUCUGGUUACAAGACGAAAGAGAGCUUAAACGACAGCGGAGAAAGCAGUCGAAUAGGGAAUCCGCUCGCCGUUCUAGGUUACGCAAGCAGGCUGAAUGUGAUGAGCUGGCCCAGCGUGCUGAAGUUCUAAAAGACGAAAAUGCCACACUCAGAUCAGAAGUUAACCGCAUCAGGAGUGAGUAUGAGCAGCUUCUUUCAGAGAAUGCCUCCUUGAAGGAGAGGCUUGGAGAAAUUCCUGGGCAUGAAGACCUGAGAUCUGGUUGAAAUGACCAACAUUUCGGCAAUGACACUAAUCAGAUUGCACAAGCAGAACUGCAUGGUGGUCACUAGGAUGAGUAACCCAGCUUUAUGCUGCUUCUGGCACAACCUAACCAACUAGCAACAGGAAGUUUAUCUUUUUAUAGAUUGUAGUUUGACUUUUUGUUUAAGUUAACGUUCCAUAUUUUAGGAUCAUGUUUAUUUUCAUAUCAUCCUUUAUUUAUGAUUUGGGCCACCUUCAAGAGUUGAUGCCCUACGAUGAUAUGUUGAGAGUCUUCAGUGUGAAGUGUAUGUCAUACCCUUGUUUCAUAAGGGUAGCUAGUGUUCACACUUUGUCCAUAUAUUUAUUAAGCAAAUUAUGAAUGGUAAAUGUGUAACUUGGGAGAAUUGAUUUACUGAGGUAUGCUACUCUUACAUGAGUCUUCACUUGUAAAGUUUUCUACCUAUUGUUAUAUUGUUAACAACUUAACAUUGCUUGA
This is a messenger RNA of Argentina anserina (silverweed cinquefoil), 1990 nucleotides long. Its product is annotated as bZIP transcription factor 16. The transcript has 13 exons. Gene Ontology annotation, biological process: regulation of DNA-templated transcription. Bases 336 to 1517 code for a protein of 393 amino acids. NCBI's taxonomy places the organism in Eukaryota, Viridiplantae, Streptophyta, Magnoliopsida, Rosales, Rosaceae. Gene Ontology annotation, molecular function: DNA-binding transcription factor activity; sequence-specific DNA binding. The record is from RefSeq and is a predicted model, not a curated record. Gene Ontology annotation, cellular component: nucleus.